AUCAAUUACCUGCAAGAGCCCGAGAACCGGACGAUAUCCACAUCUGCCCCCUUUGCGCAUUUCACCACCUGCUUUUUGUUUUUUUCUCUUCCUCUCUUCUUCCUCUUUUCCGUUUUGCGACACAUAACCCGGAUUAAAUUACGCGUUGCACCUUUAAGAAGCUGUCGCCCGGAUUAGAGUUACGCGCAGUGAGCCAAGUCGCCCCGCGGAGGGGUUUUACGCACCGUCCGCUAUCCAGGGGAAGGCUCUCUCUCCUUCUGCGACACUUCACCUCCUCUCCGUCCUCCUCGCUGGUCCUGACAACUCGCCCCCGGGGGAGCCCUGAGCAAGCAUGGCCGAGAUGGGGAAAGGGGUCACCGCCGGGAAACUGGCCAUCAACGUCCAGAAGAGGAUCACCAGAGCGCAGGAGAAGGUCCUGCAGAAGCUCGGCAAAGCGGACGAGACCCGAGAUGCUGCCUUCGAGGAGAUGGUGGCCAACUUCAACAAGCAGAUGGUAGAAGGCUCCAAACUGCAGAGAGACCUGAAAACCUAUGUGUCAGCAGUUAAAACUCUGCACGAUGCGUCACGGCGGCUGCAGGACUGUCUGGCCGACAUGUACGAGCCCGACUGGUUUGGCAAAGAGGAGAUGGACGCGCUGGCAGAGGAGAUGAUAGAGAAGGAGAUGGACAAUAACUUGGAGGACACAGACACGCUGUGGUUGGACUACCACCAGAGCAUCACGGACAAAUCUGUGACCUCCAUGGACACGUACCUGACUCAGUUUCCUGAUAUUAAGGCUCGUAUAGCAAAGCGCGACAGGAAGAUGGUGGACUUCGACAGCGCCAGGCAUCACUUCGCCUCCUUACAGAAAGGGAAGAAGAAGGACGAGGCCAAGAUCGCCAAGCAAGCAGCCCUGUUGGAGAUGGCGGCUCCCAGCUGGGCUCAGGGUUUGAUAUCAGCCCACCAGGUGGCUCAGACUAACCUCUCCUUCAACCAGGCGGAGGAAGACCUGGGUCGAGCCCAGAAGAUUUUUGAGGAGCUGAACGUGGAGUUACAAGACGAGCUUCCUGCACUAUGGGACAGUCGUGUUGGCGUCUAUGUUAACACAUUCCAGGGCCUGGCAGGUCAUCAGGAGAAGUUCCACAAAGAUAUGAGCAAGCUCAGCCAAAACCUGAACGACAUCAUGACCAAACUGGAGGAGCAGCGGCAGCUCAAAAAAGAUGGUACUGCAGCAGCAAAGACAGAAGAUGGUGCAAAGAGUGAGGAAGCCGACAUCAGUGAAUCGGCCAGUUCAGCACCAAAGGCGAGGCAAAGGCUCGGCCCUCCUCCCAGUCGGCCCCCACCCAGGCCGUCGCCGUCUCCGGAGCCGGGCCAGCAGCAGGUCAGCCUGUUUGACGACGAGACCUCGGUGCCUGACUCUAACACCGACUCCGCCACAUCGACGACGACAACAACACAGCAGGCGCCCUCAUGGGACUCAUGGCAGGAACAGCACACGGCAGAGCCGGAACAGCCCGCGGCAGAGCAGGAACAGCCCAGUGUAAAGCAGGAACCCCAGCCCGAUGACGACCAGUACCCAGCAGAGGCCCAAGGUGGCUGGGAUCACAACGAACCCGCCCCCCAGAGCUACACUCAGCCCAGUUGGGGCGACGCAGAGGCGGCCCAGGAAAGCUGGAACGCCGACCAAGGCUCUGCAGCUCAGCCGUACACAGAGCCCAAUUGGGAUGACGACGGCGCCAAUGUGGGACAGGGAGGCUGGGGCGAUGCAGGGGAUCAGGUUGCUGUGACCAAUGGCUCUGACGGCGAACUCCCUCCAGGAUUUAUCUACAAGGUAAAAGCGAUACAUGACUACGACGCUACCGACGGAGAUGAGCUGGAGCUGAAGAUGGGAGAUAUUGUGCUUGUUAUGGGCUUUGACAACCCAGACGAACAGGACGAUGGCUGGCUCAUGGGCGUGAAGGAGUCUAAGUGGUUGCAGGAGAAAGAUGCUUCCGCCAAAGGUGUUUUCCCUGAAAACUUUACCCAGAAGUUUUGAGGCUCGUGACACCUAAAAGAUGCCCAAUCUUUGCCCCAAACUCUUCAGAUAGGAUAUCAAAUCAAAUCGCAAUUAAAUGUUUAUCUAUGGAGCAAAUAAUAUUGGCAUGGCGUGGUGAGAAAGGACGUCUCGAUGGCUUUGACACCAAAUGAUUUGUUUGUGACGCUGAAAACAAUGUGUGUGUUCUCGUCUGUGGAAUCAUCACAGAUUUCUGGAGCACAUUUUAUGCAAGGCAAAUAAAACACAUGUCAAAGUAAAGGUAUAAUAGAGACAAAGUGUUUUUUUUGGUAUAGCCUUAUGAUGCAGAGCUAUCUGAAAUGUUUGAGAUGUCAAAUUAUGCAACCGAAAACAAACGUGUUAGUCUUUUAUUCUUAUUCUUAAAUUAUUUAUAUGUUGCUGAACUCAAAGGAAACACAAAAACAGUGUUAGCAAUAUCCCAAAAAUAUUAAAUAGGGACAAAGUCGUGGCUUUUCUGUAUGAAUGUCAAAGUAUUUAUGUUGUGUAUUGUCAAAAGCUUUUCAAUAGUAAUAUCUCAAGAGCAUUUCAAAGUUCCUUGCAUGAAGCACUUGAUCCUGUCGUCAUUUUCUUCAUGAGACAACAAACCCUGGGACACCAGCUGGGGUCGCAAUAUGAAAUAUGGUUGUGAUUGUCAGAAAGUGCGAUGUCCCAGACUAGAGCCCUGGAGAACACCACAGAUUGAACACAGUAUCUGUGCAGGGGUAUCUGCCUUGUAUUCUGAAAAUCCAUUCGUUUCGUGUGCUUGUCAAAGGGAACAGUGGUUUUUCAUUUAUGUUAUCGGCCAUUUUGAGGACAUUACUUGGCGUGUGGCUUAAACUUUUCUAAUGCACAUUUGGUUUUAUUUAGAUUUUUUGGAAUGAUAUUUUCAUUGAGGCGUAAAAUGCAAAUCCUUCUCCUCAAACUCAGCCCUGGAUUUUUUUUUUCCUUCAUCUUCAGUUAAUUUAUGACUGUUUACCACUGAUUUAGACAGAGGACUCUGAGAUAUAUCAUCCAACUCUUUAUUUUAAAUGUAUUUCAUAUGAACCUCUGUGAUCUCUUGGACAGGACUAUACAGUAUGUCUGUUCCAGUAGUCUUUACCAUACCGUGAGUCCAUGGCUGCAAUGUCCACAGUCAUAACAAGGCUUUACCAUAAAAAUAUAAACCUUUAUUUAGUUAAGAAAAUGACGAGACUGUCAUCCAGAGUAAUUUCAACUAAAUACUGUGCGGAAACCAAAGUUAAACCCAUGAAAACAAUUAUUUUUACAUGAUGUGGUUUUAAUGAACAUGUGGUAACUAUGGCACCAUCUGCUGGAUCAAGUCGGUUAUUAAAGACUAAUGAAGUAACAUG
Molecule: messenger RNA, 3360 nt
Organism: Platichthys flesus (European flounder)
Lineage: Eukaryota; Metazoa; Chordata; Actinopteri; Pleuronectiformes; Pleuronectidae
Gene: bin1b
Product: bridging integrator 1b
Exons: 19
Coding region: 332-2014 (560 amino acids)
Cellular component (GO): cytoplasm; synaptic vesicle; plasma membrane
Molecular function (GO): tau protein binding; phospholipid binding
Source: RefSeq, a predicted model, not a curated record